CUUGAGACCCAGUAUUUAUCAAGGUCUCUCCGAUCGCAUCGUCUCCCAUCCCAUCAGGAUCAUAGUUUUCUAUAGUAUCCUUGAUUUGGGUCUAGAAGGUCUCAUAGACUUCAAGUUUCUGUCAUCUAUACGUUCUACUGCCUCUCAACGGCAGCAUAUCUCGAGCCGCGCAGUUUCCUGCUCGUGAAUUCCUUCGUCACAUUCCCAACCACACACAGCCUUCCCUGAUGAGAAGACGGUAGAGCAACGCUUUGCCCUUAACUCUUUACUUUUUCGCAUCACUCUUCUGCCGCAAAUGCCCCCGCGCGACUGACAGGCACGAGAAAAUCCAUAAUACCUACCCGAUUGAAUUAUUAGGAAGCGUUUGUCAACAUGGGUGUUCCCAAGUUCUUCAGAUGGCUCUCUGAGCGAUAUCCUGCCAUUUCACAGCUCAUUGCUGAGAAUCGUAUCCCCGAGUUUGACUGCCUCUACUUGGACAUGAAUGGCAUCAUUCACAACUGCACGCACAAAGAUUCUGGCGAUAUCCAGUUCCGCUUGACCGAGGAGGAGAUGUUCAUUGCGAUAUUCAAUUAUAUCGAACACCUCUUCGGCAAGAUCAAACCGAAAAAGCUAUUCUUCAUGGCCAUAGAUGGCGUCGCCCCGCGAGCAAAGAUGAACCAGCAACGCGCGCGCCGGUUCCGGACAGCCCUGGACGUCGAGAAGGCAAGAGAAAAGGCUAUUCGGGAAGGCAAAGAGCUUCCGAAGGAGGAGCCGUUUGACAGCAACUGCAUUACUCCGGGCACCGGAUUCAUGGCCAAGCUGUCCGUUCAGCUGAGGUACUUCAUCAACAAGAAGGUCUCGGAGGACAAGGAAUGGCAACAACCCGAGAUAGUCCUCUCCGGUCACGAAGUUCCCGGAGAAGGAGAACACAAGAUCAUGGAGUAUAUUCGGAAUGCCAGGGCCCAAUCCGACUACAACCCCAACGUCCGACACUGCCUAUACGGGCUCGAUGCCGAUCUCAUCAUGCUGGGGCUCCUCAGCCACGACCCGCACUUCUGCCUACUUAGAGAAGAGGUCACAUUCGGUCGUCAGUCAAAGUCAAAGUCCAAAGAACUCGAGCAUCAAAACUUCUACCUGUUGCACCUGUGUAUUGUGCGGGAGUAUCUGGAGCUGGAGUUUCAGGAGCUGAAGCAGGAUGGUGUGAUGAGCUUCUCAUUCGAUAUGGAAAAGGUCAUUGACGACUUCAUCUUGAUGGCAUUCUUCGUUGGCAACGAUUUCCUCCCGAAUCUCCCCCAUCUGCAUAUCAACGAAGGCGCGUUGGCGACCAUGUUCAGGAUUUACAAGAAGGUCCUUCCGCGGUGCGAUGGCUACCUCAACGAAGGCGGAACAGUCAACCUCAAGAGGCUCGGACUGCUUUUGGAGGAGCUUUCUAAAGAAGAAACCCGUUUCUUCGAGCAUGAGAAUGAGGACGCGAGCUGGCUCCGAGGGAAGAGGAUGCUGGAACAGAGCGAAACAGAGAAGGUCAGGGCGAGGACUAAGGGCAAGCUUGUUGUGACCUCGUCUCAAAAGGCUCUCUGGAAACAGAAGAUCCGAAAAUUCCUGAGCAACCGUGCGCCACAGGCUCUAGACCUUGGGACAGAGCUCAAGGCGGAGGAUCGGAGAUUUGCCCAGGAACUUGCCGAAGCCAUCCGUGUCGAGUGGUCCACGAAGGAGGACGAUGAAGGGAACCGGCACUUUAUCUUGGCUUUCCCUCAGACGCCAGGCGAUGCCGUCGAUGCCGACGACGAAGAUGAGGAGGCACAGGCGGCUGUGCUUCGGGUCGUUCGAAAAUACGACAACGCCCAGGUCAUCGACCUCACAGCUGCGGACGCACAAACAGAGAUGGAAGCCAAAUACAAGCAGAAAUUCCAAGAGUGGAAGGACGAGUAUUACUCUCAGAAGUUUGAUGACUGGACCGAUGACAAUAAGGAGGACGAGCUCCGGAACCUGGCGGAGAACUACGUCCAAGGUCUCCAGUGGGUGCUCUACUACUACUAUCGUGGUAUCGCAUCGUGGCCGUGGUAUUACCGCUAUCAUUACUCGCCGAUGAUAUCAGACGUCACCAAGGGCCUGAAUGCGGAUCUAAACUUCCGCCUCGGGCAGCCCUUUAGGCCAUUCGAGCAGCUCAUGGGUGUGUUGCCAGACCGGAGCAAGAGUAUCGUCCCUACGGUCUAUUGGGAACUCAUGACGGAUCCCAAGUCGCCAAUCAUCGACUUCUACCCGAGAGAUUUCGAGCUAGAUAUGAAUGGCAAGAAGAUGGAGUGGGAGGCUGUCGUCAAGAUCCCCUUCAUCGAGGAGAAGCGUCUUUUGGAUGCCAUGGCCCCGAAGAACGAAUUGCUCUCUGACGAAGAGAAAGCGAGGAACGACUUUGGAGUCCCCUUGAAGUUCACUUACUCCAAGGGCGUAGAUUUCAUCUACCCCACCUCUCUUAUUGACGUCUUCCCCGACAUCCCCCACUGCCACUGCGUGGAGAACAUCUUCGAUCUCCCCGUGGUCGAGGGGUUGGACUACCGUGUCGGACUCACGGACGGAGCCCUGCUCAAUGUUUCCGCGCUGGCGGGCUUCCCCACUCUAGCCACCCUCCCUUACACUGCUACUCUGGGAUUCCACGGCGUCAACGUCUUCCAGCAGGACAGCCGCAAUGAGAGCAUGGUUGUCACGGUAUCCGACUCGGAGAUCCGUACCAGCGUCGAGUCCGCUAAAGUCAAGCUGGGCCAGCGCUGCUUCGUCGGCUAUCCUUUCUUACAGGAAGCCAAGGUGGCUCGAGUGUCGGACGAGCUCUUCGACUAUGUCCUGUCGGACGACGGCUCCAACCAGAUUAUCCAGAGACACCACACACCGAGAGAGAUCGAGGACUGGUCCAAGAAGGCAGGGAAGAUUGAGAAUUUCUACAGCAAGCGCUUAGGUAUCCUUAUCAGUCGGGUUGAGUCGAUGGUCCACGUCGACAUGCUUCGCGGGUUGAUGAAGACGGACGAAGGGGCAACGAUCAAGGAGUACGGAGAUAUUCCGGGCAUGGAAACCGACUACGCCUCCCAGAUCAUCGUCGACGAGGUCGUGAACGAGGACGAACGCUUCCUGGAGCAGGCAGCGUUGCCACUAAGCGAAGAAUUCCCCGUCGGCUCGCAUGCAUUCUUCCUCGGGGAAUACAACUACGGUCGGCCGUUGGAAGUCAUCGGAUAUGCGGACAAGAAGUUGGAGAUCUGGCUCUCUGCCCUCAAGGAGCGUGAGCCCGAUUUUGCCCCGUCGAUCAUAGCAAGGGCCGCGAGGGCCAAUCAUUACACCCCGUCAUAUAUGGUGGCCAAGCAAUUGGACCUGCACCCGCUCGCUCUCAGCAAGAUAACCUCGUCGUUCUUCAUCUCGACCCUGGGGGAUCUUAGGGUGAACCUGGGUCUCAAUUUGAAAUUUGAGGGAAAGAAACAGAAGGUUCUGGGCUACUCCCGUAAGUCCUCGACCGGCUGGGAGUUUAGCCCGGCAGCCAUCCGCAUGCUGGUCGACUAUAUGACUAGAUUCCCCGACUUCUUCGCCGCUGUGAAGAGAAAUCCUUCAGGUAACGAGGUCAGGGAGACAGAUCUCUGGCCAGACGCGGCUGUUGCGUCAGCCAGGGUCAAGGAGAUCGGCGCAUGGCUGAAGACCCUGAAGACAAGCGAGUUGGAGAGGGUGCCUCUUGAUGCCGAACAACUCGACUCGGAUGUGGUCAUGCAGCUCUCCGAGGCCGCAGACCAGCUGCAGCUGAGCCAGCUGCCCCAGGCGUCUAAGAAGAUGAAGGGCGUGCCACGCAAUGCCCUUAUGCGGCCUGCCGAUGCAGAACAUCGGCUCGGCAACCAGCGAUUCAGCCUGGGCGAUCGGGUUGUCUACGUUGCUGCGUCCGGCAAAGUGCCGAUCGCAGUUCGAGGAACCGUGGUCGGCAUUAGCCGCACGGCUACUGCUAAGCUUCUAGAUGUCGUAUUCGAUAUCACGUUCAUGAGCGGCACCACGCUUAGCCAGCGUUGCCCGAGCUUCAGGGGCCAGACAGUUCCGUCAACCACCGUCUUGAACAUCACGACUAGGCAGGUCGUGGCGGGGUCCAAGGCUACAAUGGCACGACAGCCCAUAGCUCCUUCACUGACCACCCUGACAAGCCACGGCGGCUAUCAUACCCCCAACGGCAAGCAAUACCGCGACGCACCGGCCCCUGCUCCAUUGCGUGGCGGUUGGCGUGGCGCGCUGGACGGGGGCGGCCGGGGCAGGGGUCGCGGCGGCGCCUCACAGGCUCAGCGAGGGAGCUUGAACCUGCUCCCCAGCCACCUGGUGUACCGGCCCUCUCCGCAACAGGCGCAACAUGAUCAGAUGCAGCAUGGCGCCGGCUUCCCCAACGGGCCGCGUCACGACCUCAACGGCCAGAGAGGUCGAGGAAGGGCUGCUUUCCGGGGAAACCGGGGAGGGCGUGGAGGAGGCUUUGCCGCCCCGGGAGCGGGGAUGGUCGAUGAUGGCGCGGGCAACUUCCAGCAGGCUGCGCCGCAAGGAUUAUACAACGCCGUCCCGCCCCCCACCAACCUGGACGCGCGCGGGGGUGGUGGCAGGGGUCGCGGGCGCGGUCGUGCCCGGGGGGAAUUCCGCGGGCGCGGGAGAGGCGCCCGAGGCGGCGACAACAAUUCUCCCCAGCCGCAGGAUCCAACUGCCCAGAAUUAGGGAUGAGGGCGGACUAGGAUGGCUGGCUGGCUGGAAAGGCUGCGGAACCAUAUUAUUUUGCUGCGCGCUACUGCUGCACCCUUCUGUGAGUCCAACAGGAGCGUCAAACUAUGAUACGGUCGGAUACUAUAGGUAGGUAGGUAGGUAAGUAGGUGGGAGGAUGGGUUAGGUCCAUAUCUUGUCAGGACCAAAGCAGGACUACCUUCAUAGGCAGGUUCCGUGGAUUUGCUAGGUAGCUAGUUAGCUUCCAUGAUGGUCCAGAUGGUACCUAUAUAGGAGCACUCCAGGUAGUCACAGUCUACAACAGGAAAACAAAGAUAGCAUUCUCGCCAAGAAA
This is a messenger RNA of Phialemonium atrogriseum, 5023 nucleotides long. RefSeq lists its product as uncharacterized. The record is from RefSeq and is a predicted model, not a curated record. Gene Ontology annotation, molecular function: nucleic acid binding; 5'-3' exonuclease activity. Gene Ontology annotation, biological process: nuclear-transcribed mRNA catabolic process. The coding region runs from base 373 to 4686 and encodes 1437 amino acids. The transcript is spliced from 4 exons. Lineage: Eukaryota; Fungi; Ascomycota; Sordariomycetes; Cephalothecales; Cephalothecaceae.